AUGGCUCGGACUAAACAAACUGCUCGCAAAUCUACUGGAGGCAAAGCACCACGUAAACAGCUUGCAACAAAGGCAGCGCGAAAGUCUGCUCCGUCUACUGGAGGAGUGAAAAAACCGCAUCGCUAUCGUCCAGGAACUGUGGCUCUUCGUGAAAUUCGCCGUUAUCAAAAAUCUACUGAAUUGCUGAUUCGAAAGUUGCCUUUCCAACGUCUAGUGCGUGAGAUCGCACAGGAUUUUAAAACGGAUUUGCGCUUUCAAUCAGCAGCUAUUGGCGCACUGCAGGAGGCUAGCGAGGCAUAUUUGGUUGGUCUUUUCGAAGACACCAAUCUCUGUGCGAUUCAUGCUAAACGCGUUACCAUAAUGCCGAAAGAUAUCCAGCUUGCUCGUCGUAUCCGUGGUGAACGUGCUUAA
Messenger RNA from Thelazia callipaeda (thelaziosis nematode), 411 nucleotides. Lineage: Eukaryota; Metazoa; Nematoda; Chromadorea; Rhabditida; Thelaziidae. The record is from the annotation of a GenBank genome assembly.